AGUAGGUAAUAAUGACGGCACGGACAAAAAAAUAUGUAAAGCCGAGAGACCGAGAUCUGAUCUGUGAACUGGCUACCAUCCUAGUCCGGCAAUUGAAACGCAGUCAAAAUAAAACAUCAACAACCAAAGAUUAUAGCACCAAGAUUAGUAAUAAAGGCAGGACGAGGGUAAAGCUGGGUAGUGCAGAAGUUCCAAGGCGGAGCACAGCGAAAGGGAGAAGUGAGAGUUGGAAGCUGUCCUCGAGGAACUCUUCCCGGAGGCAGAAGAAAUGUAUUCGGCGGUGAAGCCGCUCUCCAAGUAUCUACAAUUCAAGUCGAUUCGCAUCUACGACGCCGUCUUCACCAUCCAUUCCAGGUGCACAGUGGUCAUCCUCCUCACUUGUUCCUUACUCCUGUCAGCACGUCAAUACUUUGGUGAUCCCAUCCAGUGUAUCAGCGAGGAGAAGAACAUUGAGUAUAUCCAAUCCUAUUGCUGGACCAUGGGCACUUACAUUCUCAAGAUGGAUAACAAUAGCGAACAGCAAAUCCAGUUGCCACCGGAAUUAGCCACCACCACCAUUUCAUCAACAUCCGCAACGUCGUCAUCGUCGUUAUCCACACCCGCAACAACGGCAUAUUCCCGUACCCGUACCAGAUUUCGUUCCAGAGAUUAUCUUCGCAAAUUGGUGGACUACAAUGAGGUCUAUGCCAGAGCCAUGUCAAUAGCCGAGGGCGUGGGUCCCGAAAUCCGUGGUCAAUCGGAGAGGGAAUACCUGCGUUACUAUCAAUGGGUCAUAAUCCUGCUGCUCUUCGAAUCCUUCGUCUUCUACUUUCCCUCAUGUCUGUGGAAGGUUUGGGAGGGCCAGCGGCUUAAGCAACUCUGCUCGGAGGUGGGUGAGGCCCUGCUCUCGGAAGAUACCUACAACACCAGGCUGCGCCUGCUGGUCAAGUACUUCACCACCGACUACGAGGACAUGCACUUCUGCUACAUGGCCAAGUACGUCUUCUGCGAGGUCCUCAAUUUUCUCAUCAGUGUGGUGAACAUAAUCGUUCUGGAGGUGUUCCUAAAUGGUUUCUGGUCAAAGUACCUUCACGCCAUGGCCUCCAUUCCUUUCUACGACUGGGAUCGUUGGAAUCGUAUAUCCUCGAGUGUCUUUCCCAAGAUCGCCAAGUGCGAGGUGCUUAAAUUUGGAGCCAGUGGAACGGCUAGUAUUAUGGACAACCUGUGCAUCUUGCCCUUGAAUAUCCUGAAUGAGAAGAUCUUUGUAUUCUUGUGGGCGUGGUUCUUGCUGAUGGCUUUUAUGUCUGGACUGAAUCUUCUCUGCCGACUGGCCAUGAUCCUUAGCAGGAAUCUCCGCGAGCAGAUGAUUCGCAGUCAGUUGCGUUUCAUGAGCAAAAGGCAUGUGAAGCGAGCCCUGGGCGACCUAACCAUUGGGGAUUGGUUCCUGAUGAUGAAGGUCAGCGUGAAUGUGAAUCCCAUGCUAUUUAGGGACUUAAUGCAAGAACUAUGUGAACUGCGAACUUCCUCAUCGGCCAGUACUUUGGAGAGUCCCGUCUAGGAUCUUUAUGGAAUCCAGAAUUACCAGAUCGAUUCGAUUCCUCCGCCGACCGACCCUCGACCUAAGUGACGUUGCCGUCGUGCUUUCUUGCUUUCAUACACAUGGUUAUUACAUAUAUAUCACUAACCCUUUGAAAAUAUUGUAUUUCUAUGUUUUAAAAUAUUUGCGUGGAUCAAAAAUUGGUGAAAAAUUAAAUAGACUUUAGACUCUUAAGAUUGAUUUGAGUUUUCAAUAAGCAGAGUGGAAGGAGUCAAGAUUUUUGAUUGUCAUAAAUGUAGGUACGUUUUAGACCAUAAAAUAAGCCUUAGUUAGUUCCUUUUCUAAUAAUAUGACUAAAUUGCAUGAUUAUAUUAUUAAAUCUCUUACUUUAUUUUGAUUUUUCUAAACCCUCUUAGCCAGAUAUAUUUUUUCUUACCAAUU
This is a messenger RNA of Drosophila eugracilis, 1957 nucleotides long. RefSeq names its product innexin inx5. The transcript has 2 exons. Bases 269 to 1537 code for a protein of 422 amino acids. Gene Ontology annotation, cellular component: plasma membrane; gap junction. Gene Ontology annotation, biological process: phototransduction. NCBI's taxonomy places the organism in Eukaryota, Metazoa, Arthropoda, Insecta, Diptera, Drosophilidae. Gene Ontology annotation, molecular function: gap junction channel activity. The record is from RefSeq and is a predicted model, not a curated record.